Monascus purpureus is the source of this 1548-nucleotide messenger RNA. The record is from the annotation of a GenBank genome assembly. Lineage: Eukaryota; Fungi; Ascomycota; Eurotiomycetes; Eurotiales; Aspergillaceae.
AUGACCAGGAACACAAUGGACGAAAUUGAAAAACAAGCAUCACAAACGCCAGCCGCGGUGGAGGAGGCUGCUGGAACCGAGAAACCCGUGUUCCCCGAUGGCGAUGUUGCAGCAGGUCUUUUCGAGCAGGCAAUGCAAUAUGACCCCGAGCAGCUAGCAAACGAUGCCAUCAAAGUGCGCUGGAAGCUUGACCUCAUCGCCUUGCCUAUGAUGAUGUUUACGAAUAUGCUUGCAUUUCUGGAUAAGCAGACCCUCAACUACUCAAACGCCUAUGGUCUGCAAGCUGCAAACCAUAUGACCGGCAAUGAAUACGCCUGGGUUGCAUCGGCGAUGUACUUUGGCUGGCUCGUGGGCGCCUGGCCAGCAAGCCUCCUCGUCCAGCGCUACCCUAUAUCCAAGGUCGUUGGCCUCGCCGCCCUUGUAUGGGGUCUGAUCUGUAUGCUGCAGGCAGCUCCCCAUAGUUUCAGUGGCUUUUUCGCCGUCCGGUUCUUUCUCGGGUUUGUCGAGUCGGUUCUCAACCCGAGCUGGUUGCUGCUUACUUCGAUACUAUGGACGCGUGACGAGCAGCCGCUCCGGACGGAAUUCUGGAUUGCCAUGAACGGUAUGGCUGCGAUGCUGGGGGCGUUGCUCUCCUGGGGAGUCGGAACGGUUGAAGGGUCUGCGAUUCCUAAUUGGAAGUUGAUUUUCCUGCUUGUCGGCGCCGUGACUUUCCUGUGGGCCUUUGCCAUCCUGUUCUUUCUACCUGACGGACCGCACCAAGCCCGCAUCCUCACUGAACACGAGCGCGUCGUAGCCGUCUGGCGCAUCUCGAAGAACAGAACAGGCGUGCAGCAUGGCGUGUUCAAAUGGGACCAGUUGAGAGAAGCUGUGCGCGACCCAAAAUCGUACUUGCUGCUGGCCAUGGCCGCCACCUAUGGCAUGCUUAAUGGGGGAAUGACCAAUUUCAUGAGUUCACUCAUCAAGGGAUUCGGGUUCUCCUCGACCAUGUCCACAUUGUUGCAGAUGCCUGGGGGCGCGGUCCAGGUUGUUGGCUGUAUUAUGUUUGGUUAUAUCGCUGCGGCAGGUAGAAACAUGAAUGGUGUUGGCACUAUCCUGGGCUGUUUCCCUGGAAUAGGAGGCCUGAUCGGCCUGCUAGCCAUAUCGAGAAUACCAGCGCACAAGUAUAGCCUGGUGGGAUGUGCAUGGGCAUUGAACUGUCUCGGUGCCCCAACUGUAUUGAACUGGGGCUUACCAGGGAUGAACAUCGCAGGGCAUACCAAGCGCAGUACCAUGAUGGGCAUGUACUUUAUCUUCAACUGCGCUGGCAACAUUGCCGGUCCACACUUCUUCCGCGCCCAAGACGCGCCGCUCUACUUCCCUGCCAUCCGCGCCGUGCUCUCUUUAUAUGCGAUCGCCGUGUUCCUGCAGGUGGUUUACAUGGCGAUCUGCUUCCUGCAGAACAGGCACCGGGACAAGAAGGGAUACCAUGCGCAGGACGAGGACGAGGCCAGAGAAGGGUUUGAGGAUUUGACCGAUUGGCAGAAUAGGCAUUUCCGGUACAAGUUAUAG